This is a messenger RNA of Manis javanica (Malayan pangolin), 1664 nucleotides long. The record is from RefSeq and is a predicted model, not a curated record. Lineage: Eukaryota; Metazoa; Chordata; Mammalia; Pholidota; Manidae.
AGUUUAAAUCUUUAAUUAUAUCUUACCAACUUGCUUUACAGAAAAGUCAUACACCCACACACUCCCAUUAGCAGUAUGGAAGUACUCCUCUUAUACCAUCCUCCCAAGUAUUCAAUCUUGAAUAACUUGACAGGUAAAAAUAAUGUCUCAUUUCUAUUUAUGAGUAUUGAUCACAUUGAAUAUUUCCCCUUAUUUGCCAUAUUGACCAACUGUUGAUUACUGGCAUGCAGAUUAUCCACUAUACAGUGUCAAAUUGCCAAGUACACUUUUUCUGGUCUUUCUUUAAACUUUUAAUCAUCUUUAUUCCACCAUCAGUUACCACAUAGCCAGGUAAUUGAGCUACUUUUUUAUAUUAAUAUAUGCCAAACUGAAUUGGGACCAUACAUCUACCCCAGACAAAUGAUGUGGCAUUCUUCACUCUUUUAAAAUAAUCGAAUCAUUGCUCUCUUCUCUCAUUAUAAGCAUGAUCAUGAGUAGAUGCAUUAGUUGAGGGAGAAAAAAGAUUUAUUUAAUCCUAUUUCAGAAAGAGAGGAAACAGUUGAAAAAUCUGUUAUUGGAAUUCAGAAUCAGAGUGUAUUCAACUCUAAUAAAAUGGGAUGCUUAAGGCAAGCAGGGUCUCUCUGAACCACCCACUGAAAUAGUCCAGGCACCUGCCUUCCAGCUUCAUGUGGUCCUGCGUUGCGUAGAAAAGACGCUCCUCAGUCCUGCAGAGAGAUUUCGUUGCACUAAUCACUGCCUUCUCAGAUCAUUUCCGGCUCUGAGGUCAGACCAGCUCACUGACCUCCAGCAAAUGGAUAAAGACAAGCGCCAUUCUCAGGGUACAUUCACCAGCGACUACACCAAGUACCUGGAUGCCUUACGUGCCCAGGAAUUCGUACAGUGGCUGAUGAACAACAAGAGGAACAAGAGUAACAUUGCCAAACGUCAUGAUGAAUUUGAGAGACAUGCUGAAGGGACCUUUACCAGUGAUGUCAGUUCUUACUUGGAAGGCCAAGCUGCCAAGGAAUUCAUUGCUUGGCUGGUGAAAGGCCGAGGAAGGCGGGAUUUCCCAGAAGAGGUCGCCAUUGUUGAAGAACUCCGUCGUAGGCACGCCGAUGGCUCUUUCUCUGAUGAGAUGAACACAGUUCUUGACAAUCUUGCCACCAGGGACUUUAUAAACUGGUUGCUUCAGACCAAAAUUACUGAGAGGAAGUAAGUAUGUCAGUGUUCAAGAUCAUCUUCACAUUACCUGCCAGCUGCAUGGGAUGUUGGACAUUUUAAGCUCUGUAGAUUUAGGAAGUGUAUUCUGAAACCAUAUUGCUUUGCAUGCCAUUAAAGGAAUACUCACUUAAUAUUGUGUAGCCAAAUAUUGUAAAAGGAAUAAACGAUAUCAAAAUAUUCCUCCAAUAAGAGCCUUAAUAUAUGAAAGUUCAGAAUUCUCUUUAUUUUCUUCUUAUUUUGGGGUACCCUAACCUGCUUACAUUUAGCAAUGAAAUCACUUUUCUAUGAUAUAGUUUGUACACAUAAAUUUUUCCAAUCACAACCUCUCUGCAUUAUGAGGGAAGGACUAGAAGCCACACUGGUGAAACUGCUAAGUGAAUUUUGUUCUUGAAACUUUUGUCACAAAAAUACUCAGCUUUCAGUAUAUCAAAGAUAGACUUAAAUAAAAUUCUCAAGCUUCUUUA